Messenger RNA from Xylona heveae TC161, 2232 nucleotides. Its product is annotated as putative pseudouridine synthase TruD/Pus7. Gene Ontology annotation, cellular component: nucleus. Gene Ontology annotation, molecular function: pseudouridine synthase activity; RNA binding. NCBI's taxonomy places the organism in Eukaryota, Fungi, Ascomycota, Xylonomycetes, Xylonales, Xylonaceae. Gene Ontology annotation, biological process: pseudouridine synthesis. The record is from RefSeq and is a predicted model, not a curated record. The transcript has 3 exons. The coding region runs from base 1 to 2232 and encodes 743 amino acids.
AUGGAGGAAUCACCGCGUAAGCGCCAAAGGCUGGCCAGUCCAUCCGAAGCUGAGCUGUCGCAAAGCUCAAUUACUCCGAACGAGCAGCCUGCGCCCGUGGCAGUCGAAGCUAGCCUCGCCCGGCCAAAGGCUGGCAGCGAUGAGGAACCGAGACUGGAAAGCGACGUGGGCAUCACAGAGUUUAUAAGUCCUGAUGUAUCUGGAUUCAGCGGAAUACUAAAGACAAGAUACACGGACUUCCUUGUAAACGAAAUUCUUCCGUCGGGUCAGGUUUUGCACCUAGAAUCUGUCAAAGUGCCUCAACUCGAACAAGGUCCUAUUGAAAAGGCAGAGAUCGGGCAAACAGCUUCUGAUCCUACAAAUGGAAAUGGUGGGGAAACAACCACUGCCAAUUCUGCGAACGAAGAUAAAUCACAGGACGAGAAAGCGACCGAAGAAUUCAAAGUUACCCCAGAAGACCAUGCAUCGUUGGUCUCAAUCUUCGGCCCAGAAGUCGUUGCUUCUAUAAUUGAGCUGCACGAGAAAAUACUGCAAACCCCAAAUGCCAAACCCAAGUCCUUCGACAAGAUCACGUCAGAAACGAUCACAGAUCGAGAUCUUCGGACGCAGAUGCAUCAAUUAAUGAGGCGUGUUUUCUGCUCCAGAUUGGAGACUUCAACUGGGAGUGACGGCUUAGUGACAAUAAGUGCAUCUCCUCCGCAAGGCAAAGGUAGAACACGAGGGGGCCAGAGCAAAGGGCGGGCUCGGCCUAGGGGAAAGCUAGGUUGGCAAGAGCUUGGAGGAGAAUACCUUCAUUUCACUCUCUAUAAAGAGAACAAAGACACUAUGGAAGUAAUCUCCUAUCUCGCGCGUAUGUUGAAGAACAAGCCAAAGGAUUUUCAGUUUGCUGGAACCAAAGAUCGACGGGCGGUUACUGUACAACGAGUUAGUGUUUACCGUGUUUUCGCGGACCGUCUAGCAAAUCUUAACAAAACACUCCGCGGAGCUGUGAUCGGCGGAUUUGACUAUAGGCAAAGUGGCCUGGAAUUGGGCGAGCUCGACGGCAAUGAGUUCGCCAUCACACUACGAGAUUGUCGUUUCCCUGGUGAGGAGAGUCUCAGCGCUCCCGAGAAGAUUGAGCUUGGAUCAAGGACCGUGUCUGCAGCACUUGCGAAGCUCAGGGAAGACGGGUUCAUCAACUAUUAUGGUUUGCAGAGAUUUGGCACAUUUUCUACCCGGACAGACACGAUAGGUACUUUGAUGCUCAAGGGUGAUCUCAAAGGAGCCAUCGAUGCCCUUUUGGAAUACAGUCCCGAAGCUCUUGCAGCUGCAAAGGAUCCACUUUCUUCUCUGAAUGGCUCAACGCUCAUUUCCUCCGACGAUAAAGCUCGCGCGCAAGCCAUUGAUUCGUUUAGAACGACCGGAGCGAGCAGCCCGGCACUGGAUAUGCUCCCGAGAAAAUUUUCUGCUGAAGGAAGCCUCAUCCGGCAUCUGGGCCAUCCUGAACGCGGCACCGAUUACCAGGGUGCUUUGCAGGCGAUCCCAAGAAAUUUGCGUCUAAUGUACGUACAUGCGUAUCAGUCGUAUAUUUGGAACACGAUCGCCGGUGAGCGAUGGAAGAGAUGGGGCAAGAAAGUAGUCGAGGGCGAUCUGGUACUUGUCCAUGAACACAAAGACAAAGAAAUAAAGGAGGACGUACCGGAAGUCGAUGAGGAUGGCGAGCCCAUUGUUCUUCCUGCCGUAGAAGACAGUGCUGCAGGAAACUACAUACGCGCUCGUGCACUAACAGCGGAAGAAGCCGCGAGUGGCGCGUACACAAUCUUUGACAUCGUUUUGCCGCUUCCAGGCUACGACAUCCUCUACCCGGCCAAUCCAUUGGGCGCUUUCUACAAGGAAUUGAUGGGAAGUGAACAAGGCGGCGGUCUUGAUCCUCACGACAUGCGUCGGAAAUGGAAGGACAUCAGCUUGAGUGGCAGCUACAGAAAGGUUGUCGCGCGUGUUGGCGCUCAAUAUUCUCAUGAAGUCAAGGGCUACGUUCAGGAUGACGAGCAACUCGUACAGACAGAUCUUGAGAUUCUGAAGGGCAAGCCUAGAGGGAGUACACCAGAACGUUCCAGCGAAGCUUCGCUGAAGAUUGCUGCUGUCCUCAAGUUCCAACUCGGCUCUUCUCAGUAUGCCACAAUGGCUCUCCGUGAGUUGAUGAAGGAUGGCGGUCUUAAGGCAUACAAGCCGGACUUUGGCGGCGGUAGGUAA